This is a messenger RNA of Adineta ricciae, 1446 nucleotides long. NCBI's taxonomy places the organism in Eukaryota, Metazoa, Rotifera, Eurotatoria, Adinetida, Adinetidae. The record is from the annotation of a GenBank genome assembly.
AUGAAGAAUCAACGAAAAACAGAAAUCAAUGAGGAUCGACGACAAUCAUAUCCUCGUUAUCACCCAUCAUCAAAUCUCGAAAUUAUUCAUGUACAUUAUCGAUCAAAUGUGCAAACAAUUGAAGAAUUAAUAAAAAAAGCAAGAGCAACAAAGAGAUUCGUCGUUGAUACCGAAUCUCAAUAUAAAAAAUUUCGAAAAGGUGAACCACGAACAAAUGGAGCAGUGGUACAGAUCCAAAUGAUCCAAUCAACAAUCAAUUCAGUGGUCGUACUUAUUGAAACAUGUUAUUUACCUGAUCCACAAUCAACAUUAUACAAGAAAAUCCACGAAUUAUGCAACACCAUCUUCGACAACAACAACGAAAUAAUAACAUGGGGACCAAUCGAGCAAGAAUUUGCCACUUUUAAACAUUUUAAUCUUUUCCAUUUAGGUAACGUUCGUGAAUGUGACUUACAAUUUUACUUUAGUAAUCCAAGUCAACUUUACGACACGCAUCCAGCAAUGGAAAGACGUGGGAUGACCGGUGAAUCGAUGAAAAUCGAUACACCUGGUGAUGAACUUAUUGUUGACGUCGACGAUGAUGACAUUUGGAACCUCAACUACGAUGAUGCUCAACAAAAACCAAAACUGAAUCCACCUUUAGGUUUACAGACAGCGGUAGCAGAAACGUUCAACAAAUUCUUGGACAAAUCGUACACAAAAAACGAUUGGAAUUGUGGACUUGAUCGUGAUCUUGGUACAUGGCGAAGGAAACGGUUCAGCAGAUAUGAAUACAACGAAUGCGAAGAAAAACAACAACGGGAAGAUAUGAAACGAUAUGCAAUUUACGAUUGUGCAGUUGUAGCUGAACUUUACUUCGAAAAAUAUCCGGAAACAGCAAACGAUUAUGCAACAACACUGGAAACUCCGGCAACACCAGAAAUUCCAAUCACAACCACAACAAAUACAUUAACUCGACAGCCUGAUGAAGUUCUGAUAUCAAUUGAACCAGAAACAAGUGUCGAAAUCGAUAGUGGAAUAUCGACAAAACGAGAAAUAAUGUUACAUCGGCCCGAAUUAUUGAACAAGAUGAAUGAAAAUGAACUUUUGGAUUUCUUACGGCCGACAUUGAAUCACCAACCGCAACAACCUCAACGAACACCGGAAGAAGAACUCCAGAAGAAGAAAGAAAGACCGAAAAAGAAGAAUGAAAAAUUCAAAGAAAAGAAAAGAAAUCGUCCCGAUUUCAUAAAUCGUUUGACAAGGCCCAUUUAUCACAAAUACACAUAUCAAAAAAUUAGGGCACAAAUGAUGGACGAUGGAAUUUAUCAUUCACAUCAAAUCAACAUCAAUCAAGAAAAGAAAGAGGUGACAAUCAACUUCAAAUCGCCAGCAUUACUUGAAGAAGCGAGAAUGAAAAUGCGUGUAAAUUAUUUCUCGGAAAAACAAUAUUACAAAAGAUGGUGA